Molecule: messenger RNA, 1578 nt
Organism: Piliocolobus tephrosceles (Ugandan red Colobus)
Lineage: Eukaryota; Metazoa; Chordata; Mammalia; Primates; Cercopithecidae
Gene: MEAF6
Product: MYST/Esa1 associated factor 6
Exons: 7
Coding region: 70-645 (191 amino acids)
Cellular component (GO): histone acetyltransferase complex
Source: RefSeq, a predicted model, not a curated record
GGGGUGCGCCCCCUGGCGGCGCAGGGACCGCCCCCAACCUCGCGCCGCCGCCGCCCGCCUCAGCCCAACAUGGCGAUGCACAACAAGGCGGCGCCGCCGCAGAUCCCGGACACCCGGCGGGAGCUGGCGGAGCUCGUGAAGCGGAAGCAGGAGCUGGCGGAAACGCUGGCAAACUUGGAGCGACAGAUCUAUGCUUUUGAGGGAAGCUACCUGGAAGACACUCAGAUGUAUGGCAAUAUUAUUCGUGGCUGGGAUCGGUAUCUGACCAACCAAAAAAACUCCAAUAGCAAAAAUGAUCGAAGGAACCGGAAGUUUAAGGAAGCUGAGCGGCUCUUCAGUAAAUCCUCAGUUACCUCAGCAGCUGCAGUAAGUGCAUUGGCAGGAGUUCAAGACCAGCUCAUUGAAAAGAGGGAGCCAGGAAGUGGGACGGAAAGUGACACUUCUCCAGACUUCCACAAUCAGGAAAACGAGCCCAACCAGGAGGACCCUGAGGAUCUGGAUGGAUCUGUGCAGGGAGUGAAACCUCAGAAGGCUGCUUCCUCUACUUCCUCAGGGAGUCACCACAGCAGCCAUAAAAAGCGAAAGAAUAAAAACCGGCACAGGAUUGAUCUGAAGUUAAACAAAAAACCACGAGCUGACUAUUAGAAGACACAUUAGUGCAGAAGCUUCCAGGCUGUAGAGCCCUGCUUCCCUUCUCUGACCUCACAAAGAUAAACAUCGUUCACCUGAGUUCGUGGCCAUCCACCUCUGCUCUCCCAGACCCAGUGCCUGUGACUUUGAGUAGUUUGUUCUAAAUGUGGUGACAAACAAGUCAUUUCUGUAAGACAUUGGAUCUUACUUUAUGUCAUUUCUAGUAACAGAACUGCAGGAAGAUCAAGACAAUGUUAUAAUCCCAGCAAGUUGCUAACUGUGCGUUUCUCCCUUCUUAGAAUGAAUGUCUCCCCCCAAACUGGCUGGCACCAGCUUCAUCUGUGAUACCCAUCAAGAAAUGUUCUCUGGUUUUGUUUUAUGCUGAAAGUAGAACACAAGUCACAUUUCAGAUGGAGGCUGUAAAUAUCUGGCAUUUUCUUACAUUGUUUUAUGUGUUCUUGUUUUUUUCUUGUUGUUUUUAUCUUAUUUUCUUUGGGGUUUUUUUGUAAUGCCUUUGUAUAGCUCAUACCUUCCUGCUGACAUAUCUGAUCAUCUUUUUCAUGCAGUUGCCGAUAUUCAUAACUGAAAAUAAUCUGGUUUAUCGUAAGUGAAAUGGGAAACUUGGCUCUGUUUUUUUGCAAGGAGAGGUAAAGAGUGUUUAUUUAGUAAUUACCUAUCUUAAAUCUUUCUGAGUUGGUAGCAGAUUCAUGUUCAAGGAGCAGGAAAAAUGGAAAAACAUAAGUUUAAAUCAAUUCUUUUUAAAUAGCUAUUUUUAUUCUUUUGUAUAAAUAAAAUUUCACAGGCUUCAAAUUCUCAUGCUUUACUUUUAAACUCAAGAUUGUUUUUUCACUUAUUUUAUUUAUUCAUAUCAUGCCUUAUGGAAAUUUCUUUUUCUGUAUUUUCUGUCUUUGCUGGUAUUCACCUGAUUAAAUAUUGCUCUAAAAAUCA